UAAGCAAAAGCAGCUGACGUUACUCCGGUCAGUCAGAUGAACGGUCAUCAGCCUUCCCCAAUUUCUCCUUCCCUUGUAACCUCUCUAUCUCUCUUCCCACCUUCUUCUUCUUCUCCGCUUCUUCAUGGAUCCACAACCCUCACCUCCUACCACCGCUAACCGUCCUCACUCUGGCCCCGGCGGUCGUGACGAUUGCUGGAGCGAAGGCGCAUCUAAAAUUCUGGUCGAUGCUUGGGGAGAUCGUUAUCUGGAUCUUAAUCGUGGGAAUCUCCGGCAGAAAGACUGGAAGGAAGUCGCACAUGCCGUUAACUCUCGUAACAACGGUGUCAAACCUCCUCGCACCGACGUUCAGUGUAAAAAUCGGAUUGAUACAUUGAAGAAGAAGUAUAAGCUUGAGAAAUCGAAGUCAUCGGCGGCAUCCAACUGGUUGUUUUACGAUCGCCUCGAUUACCUAAUUGGUAACUCCUCCUCCUCCUCUACGAACAAGAACAAGAAAGCGUCUGGUGGUGCCUCAAUUCCAGAUCGUAAGCCCUCAACCACCAACACCGUAACCUUGACUAUCAAACCUAGGUCAAAAUUAAACAGAAACUGUAGUAGUAGUAGUCCUACUAACAACGACGAGUAUUCUGGCGGCACUUCAAGCUCUCUAGGUGGUGGUGAUGAUGAUGAUGAUGAUACGGAGUUCGUCCGACGUGUUUCGAGGAAGCAGAAUAAGAUGGAUUUGUCAGAGGAAAGUCCUUACAAGGAAUUGGCGAGGGCGAUCUUGAGGUUCGGCGAGAUAUACGAACGAAUCGAGAGGUCAAAGCAAGAACAAUUGAUGGAGCUGGAGAAACAGCGGAUGGAUUUCACCAAGGAUCUUGAGUUUCAGAGGAUGAAUAUGUUUAUGGAAACUCACCUCCAGCUCGAGAAGAAGUCAAAGAAGAAGAAGAAGACGAAGAAGAAACCUACUACCAACAAUCAUACUCCUCCUCUUCCUCCUCCUACUGGUUCAUCAUCAGGGAAGAAAUUAUAAUGAGAAUCAUCCUCCAUCAUCACUAACAAGGCAGCUUUCAUAAAUGAAAUGGCGGAGGUUGCAGUCUUUGUAUAUUGUGAUUAUAUAUAUAUACACUAUGUUUGUUUGUAAUAUUAUUCAUGCACAUAUUAGUUUAAUUUUAUGCCUCUUGUAACAUUAUCA
This is a messenger RNA of Impatiens glandulifera, 1174 nucleotides long. Its product is annotated as trihelix transcription factor ASIL2. Gene Ontology annotation, cellular component: nucleus. Lineage: Eukaryota; Viridiplantae; Streptophyta; Magnoliopsida; Ericales; Balsaminaceae. The record is from RefSeq and is a predicted model, not a curated record. The transcript has 2 exons. Gene Ontology annotation, molecular function: transcription cis-regulatory region binding. The coding region runs from base 125 to 1012 and encodes 295 amino acids.